Tupaia belangeri chinensis (Chinese tree shrew) is the source of this 691-nucleotide messenger RNA. Its product is annotated as small ubiquitin-related modifier 2. Gene Ontology annotation, molecular function: protein binding. The record is from RefSeq and is a predicted model, not a curated record. NCBI's taxonomy places the organism in Eukaryota, Metazoa, Chordata, Mammalia, Scandentia, Tupaiidae. The coding region runs from base 5 to 292 and encodes 95 amino acids. The transcript has a single exon.
CACCAUGGCUGAUGAAAAACCUAAGGAAGGAGUCAAGACUGAGAACAAUGAUCAUAUUAAUUUGAAGGUGGUGGGGCAGGAUGGUUCUGUGGUGCAGUUUAAAAUGAAGAGGCACACACCACUUAGUAAACUAAUGAAAGCCUAUUGUGAACGACAGGGUUUGUCAAUGAGGCAGAUCAGAUUCCGAUUUGAUGGACAGCUGAUCAAAGAAACAGACACACCUGCACAGUUAGAAAUGGAGGAUGAAGAUACAAUUGAUGUGUUCCAACAGCAGACAGGAGGUGUCUACUAAAAAGGGAACCUGAUACUUUCCUCCAAACUCUGUUCUUACAGACUAAGAAUACAUUCUCAAUUAGAAAACCACAAUUUGGUUUCACCACAUCCUGACUACUGUAGUAUAGUUUUCUCCAUUCUUUCAUUUUCCCUUCCCCAUUCCUUUAUUGUACAUAAAGUAGUUGGUGUACGUGCACAAGCAUAUUGCAUUUUUUUGAACUAAAUGAUCAAUAGUAUGUUUAUUUGUUUAUUUUUUAAUGGUAUGUUUUGAUUGACAUCAAAUGGAGAUGGGAUAGGGAAAAAUACUGGUUCUGUGAAAAUGCCCCCUUUCUCCAUUAGUGGCAUGCUCAUUCAGCUCUUAUCUUUAUAUUCCAGUAAGUUAUUUUGCACUCACUGUUUUAACAAAAAGAAAAAAAAA